AUGAAUGAACCGCAAGUAAAUCCAGAAGUUGAUAACUAAUCUGUAAUUUCAGAAGAGAGCAACGCUGAUGAUAUCGACGUGUUUGGUCAAGAUUAAGAAAUUGAUAAGUUUCCACUCUUAACGAGUAUUUUGGAUAGUAGUUGGUUUUAAAUAUUCGUAAAUCUGUUAACUAUCUAUGCUCUAUUUGGCGAUGACAUUAGAAUUAUUGCUUUUGAUAAAAGAGCUGAUGAUGGAUUCGAUGUAAUCACUAUAAUAUGCAUGAUAAUAUUUUCAAUUGAAAUUGUCAUUGCAAGCAUGGUUAGAACUGACUAUUUUAAUUCAUUCUUUUUCUGGCUGGAUAUAAUAUCAACAGUUUCUUAAAUUUUGGAUAUCACCUAGUUCAAUAUUGCAGUUGGUUUACAAGGUUCCGUAGCUGCAAAAUCCGCCUCCUAAUUGUCCCAAGCCAACAAAGCCUCUAAGACUAGUUCAAAAGCAAUUAGAGUUGUUCGUCUUGUUAGAUUAAUUAGAAUAGUUAAGUUGUAUAAGGCAGCUAGUUAUUCGUAGGAAUAAGCAUUCAAAAGGUAACCAAUCCGAACUUAGACCAUUAAAAAAAGUAGAGCAACAAUUUAUCCAUCUGUUUAUGAGAACAUUAAUAAUAUAGCAAUUGAAUAAGAGAAUCUAAAUAAAAAAGAGAAUCACACUGAAUAACGGGGCAGUAUUGAGAGUCAUAAACCAGAAGGAGAAGAUAAUGCGAAUAGUUAAGAAAAUCGAGAAAAUUAAAAUAUGGUUGCAAAAUAACUCUAAAUUGAGAAUUCGAUUCCAAAGAGCUUACCAAAUCGUAGACAGUCUAUGAAAGAACCAUCGUAAAUCAAAGCAAAAGAAAUAAAAGAAUCAAGAGUGAGCAAGAGAUUAUCAGAUUCCACAACGAAGAAAGUCAUCAUCCUUGUCAUUAUAUUGCUUUUAAUCAUGCCUUUAUUUAGUUCUGAUUACUAUUUUGAACCCUCAUAUAGUUUGGCUUAUGCAGCUUCAUAUUUCAGAGUUGUGGCUGAAAUUCCGAAUACUAAAUUAAGUGAGAUCAAUUAGACAAUUAAUUUUGUGAUCGAUUAGCAUAAAUCAUUUGACACACCUGUAGGAUAUAUCACUAACCCAUUUACUGAGAUAGAGAAUUACGAAACCCCUUCAUAUUAAUUUUUAAGAGAAAGUUCGAAAAGCUAUUAUUUUGAAUUAGUAGAUCCUGUAUUAGUGGGAUUGGAUUACAUCGGUGAUCCUGUCAUUCUUUUUGUCUCAGAUAAUUCUGAUGUUGAGUCUAAGAAUUCAAUUAUCAAUAUUGUUAAUACCUUAUUUGUGAGUGCUGUAUUGUUAUUUGGAGCAAUUGCAUUUUCCAAUGAUGCUAGUAAUGUUGCAUUGAAACCAAUAGAUAGGAUGAUAGUGAAAGUCAAUUUAAUAGCUAAGAAUCCUUAAUUGGCUAAGGAGAUGAAAUUAGAAUCUGAAGGAACCCAAAAGGAAACCACUUAGAUAGAAAAUGCUAUCAUCAAAAUAGGGGCCUUGUUGGCAUUAGGAUUUGGUGAUGCAGGUUCUGCUAUUAUAGGAACUAAUAUGGCAUCAUCAGGAGAUGUGGAUCCUAUGUUACCAGGUAAACGUAAAUGGGCAAUUUAUGGAUUUUGUGAUAUUCGUAAUUUCACUGAUGCCACUGAGGUCUUGCAAAAAGAUGUGAUGUUGUUUGUCAAUAAUAUAGCUGAGAUUGUUCAUUCAAUGGUGGAUCGAUAUCAAGGAUCAGCCAAUAAAAACAUAGGAGAUGCAUUCUUAUUAGUUUGGAAAAUCAAUGAUUCUUAAUGGUAUGAGGAUGGAAAUGAAAUCAAAUGGUCCAACUUGGUGUUCAUAAAUUAAUUAGCUGAUUGUGCUCUAAUUGCUUUCAUGAAGAUAUAUGCUAAGAUCAAUAGAGAACCCAAAAUAUUAGAAUAUAGAAAUGAUGAGAGAUUAAGUCAACGUUUGCCAGGAUAUAAAGUCAAGAUGGGAUUCGGAUUGCAUAUAGGAUGGGGUAUAGAAGGGGCCAUUGGAUCAGAAUUCAAAAUUGAUGCCUCCUAUCUAAGUCCAAAUGUUAACAUGGCCUCCCGUUUAGAAGCUGCAACUAAAUAAUAUGGAGUGGCAGUCUUGAUCUCAAGUGAAUUGCACCAAUAUUUCUCCAAUGAAAUCAAGAAAUAUACAAGAUAGAUCGAUAAAGUUACAGUGAAGGGAAGUGUUAAGCCUGUUGGUUUGUUCACAGUUGAGAUGGAGGGAGAUGAUUUGCCUCUUAGUAAGUAGGAUUACCCUUAGGAAGAGAAGCAAUAAGUGAUGUAUGAGAAAAAGCAAAUCUUUCUUUAAUAAUUAGAGUCUGGUGAUUUUAAUGGAGAAUUGUAUAUGAAAAGAAACAAGGAUCUUGGACUUAUAACUAAAAAUUUCAAUCCAGAAUUCUUGCAUCAAUUUGGUCAAGGAUUCUAAGGCUACCUGUUGGGAAAUUGGAAAGAGGCCCAUAUGUGGUUUGAAAAAGCUAAGUAACUUAAACCGAAUGAUGGUCCAAUCAGUACACUUUUUAAUGUAAUGGGAGAAACUAAUUUCAAAGCUCCUUAAGAUUGGAAGGGGUAUAGAGAAUUAACAGAAAAAUGA
Molecule: messenger RNA, 2622 nt
Organism: Paramecium tetraurelia
Lineage: Eukaryota; Ciliophora; Oligohymenophorea; Peniculida; Parameciidae
Exons: 6
Biological process (GO): transmembrane transport; intracellular signal transduction; cyclic nucleotide biosynthetic process
Cellular component (GO): membrane
Molecular function (GO): monoatomic ion channel activity
Source: RefSeq, a predicted model, not a curated record